ACACCACCAUUCAAAAGCAUUAAUUCUACGGUGCUCAGCCUUCUUUAUGGCCCAACUCUCACAUCCAUACGUGACUAUUGGCAAAACUAUAGCUUUGACUAGACCCUGCCACUAGACAGGUCUAAUUGCAUGGAGAAGUCACAUACUCUGUGUCUCAACAUCUUCAUCUGCAGAAGGGGGAUAAGAACACUGGCGAGUGAGCUUGUAGGUAAUAGAGGCCUUGGUUUCACAUAAUGUGCUCUUUGUCUCUGAAGUACAUGCCUACCUCUGGUGACCUUUUCAGUGACUCAGAACCCAUGCAGGGAACCUCCUCCCAGCACAGGAGGAAGGAGAAAAAGAGGACAUGUAUGUGAAAGUUCUGGCCCAGGGCAGGGCUUGCCCUGGCCAUCUUUGAAGUUCUCUCCAAAGCCGAGUUCAGGCAGUAGGGGGCUCAGGAGUGGGUGAGAGGAGAAGCAACUUGGCUACUACCUCUGGAGUCCCUCCAGCUCCCCUCACUGUCUGGAAGACCCAGGCCACCUGACCCCAGCCCGGUGCUGGGAUUAGUCAAUCGGGGAUGGAGGGGAAGACGUGACAAAGAGACUACAUUUUACUCUAACAAACCAGUGUCGAACACCUGCUGGGUCCUGGCACUGUGCCAGGUCCUGGGUGUAUCUCAGCCAGGCUCCCAAGGGUGCCCAGCCACGGCCAGGAUUCCUGGGCCCCUGAGACUCCACACACACUCGCCGUGCACCUGAGUGGAGCUAUCAUGCCUUGAAUCUCCCGGAGCCACCCUCCGCUUCCUGUGCGGCCUGGGAGGAGCAGAGCACAUCUGCAGGCAGCCCUGGCCCUGUUCGCUUUGCUGCAGGCCCCUGCGUGAAGCCCAGCCACACUCCCCAUACACUCUGCAGGGCCCUGAGCCAGGCCUGAAUACUUUAUCCGAGUAGCCAUUCAUCCAAGGCUUCCCUGGUGGCUCAGACAGUAAAGAAUCUGCCUGCAACGCGGGAGACUCAUGUUCGAUCCCUGGAUCAGGAAGAUCCCCUGGAGAAGGGAAUGUUAACCCACUCCAGUAUUCUUGCCUGGAGAAUUCCAUGGACAGAGGAGCCUGGUGGGCUACGGUCGGUCCAUGGGGUUGCAAAGAGUUGGACACGACUGAGUGACUGUCACUCACUCAGUCUUUCAUCCAGUGAGCGUUAUUUCUAACGUGGUCCCACUUUCAAGGAGAUUAUAAGACAGUCAGGGACCAGUGGGCAGGCCAAAGGACAGGCUGAGCUUUGAGAGCCACACUCCUGGUUUUCCCUGCAUAGAAGGGAGCCACUGAGGGUGGUUGAGCUGGGAGUGGUGGACGGGCCUCAGGAUGGGCUGAGGGGAGACUUGUGCAAGAGACUGGUUCCUUCACAGCAGGGCCUUGCAUCAUUGGCAGACUCCCCAAGAGACUUCUUUUCCCCAAGGGGGCCUUUCAUAGGUGACAGAGGUGCUAAUUUAGUGGGAAUUAAGAAACUGGGAAAGUCCACCUGCUGCUGACUGGCCUACUGGGCCCUUGGAUGCUUGAGAGUCUGGGGUGUUAUCUUCUUCUUUCAAGCCAGCAGCGGAAAGAAACUAGUGAGAUUUGGGUUAUACUGAAAAAUGACACCUCCCCACCUCAUCAUGUUCUUCCACACCUACCCGGUCUGCCUGAAGGUUUCUGUCAGGGCAGAGGGGCUCCAGGGAACUCUGGCCAUCAGGGGGUAUCACUGCUCCCAGCCAUCUCCUCAGAGAGACAGUAGCCACUGGUGGCCAGUGACACUCAUCCCUUUAUGAAGAGGCUCCUUUUCCAAGUAGACUUUGUCCUGUGUGGGAUGGCCAUUCUCCUAUCUUUGUCUUCCACACUGUAGCCCUCUUCAGGCCAGAGUCUCGGGGCCUCAAUCCCUUGUUGGGAGAGUGGAAACUGUCUCAUAGGGGUAGGGUGGCCAAGAGUUCAGUUUCUGGACUUGCUGGGUUUGUAGUGUCUAUUAGACAUGUAAGUGGGAAUGACCCAGAAAAACUGCAAAGGAGCCCAUCAACCUGCCUGGAAGUGCCCCUCCCAAUAGACAAUUUCUCAUGUUGAAUGCCUCUACUGAUGGGGAGCUCAUCACUUUUAGAGAACCCACAUGUUAUCAGACAGCUAACAUUAAGCCCCAAAUCUUUCAUGGCAAAUUCAACUUAUUUGAGGAUGGUGGGAAGGGGGACAGGUGGGGAGGGGCUGCACAGAGCUGCCACCCAGAGAUGGCUCAGGUAUUCAGAAAUAUUUGAUCCCCAGAAGUCUCUCCCUCCGAGUAAACACUCCCCAUUCCCUAGUCAUGGUCUGCUGCAGCUCGCUGCCUCUCUGAUCCCUCUCCUUAGGGCUGUGACUAUAACCAGGGUCUGGGGUCUCAGACCUGCAAGGACUUACUUGGUGCCAAAGUAAAGUAUGGACAAGUUAACUGUGCCUCAGUUUCCUCCUCUGGGAGUUGUUGUGAGGAUUACACCAGCUCCUGUGCUUCCAGCAGUGCCCGGCUCUUGUGUUGGGAUCUCAAACUGGCACAGACAGGAGUUGCCGUGGCUGUCUGGUCUUUGCCUAGCACCGUCCCCCCACCCCAGCUCCUCUUUCUCUCUCUGUUCCUGUGGCCCUGCAGGUGUGGGGGCCACCCCCUUGAGGACAGCCCUGCCCACUCACACCCAGGUAGACCGGCCAGGCUGCAUAGCUGGAGUUACUCAGCUUGGCUCCCCCAGGGCUGGGAAGGGAAAAGAAGCAGGCAGAGGCAGCCACUGGGGAAUCCAGGGUGGGCUGCCUGGGCCUGCCCCCUUACCACUGCUGGCCAGGCCGGUGGGGGCAUCUGCUCUCACCGACCCCUAUGCAGGGGUGGGGAGGCUAUAUAUGGGGCUCCGGAAGGUGGGGUCACCCAGACUUUAAAGCUUAAGCUUUUUGGAGAUCACGUGCCACCCAAACUGACUCAAGCCAACUUUGGAUCCUAAACCAGGCUGUGGGGAGGAGGUGGGGUUUGAGAGGGGGGCCUUUGUCUGUUUGGCUAAGACCCGUGGUCCACGAUCCCUGAGAAGUUCAGGAAUGGAGCUGUAUUCCAAUGUUAUUAGUUCCCUUUGUAGCUCCAUGUUUUUAAAAGUUCUACCCCCUACAGCUUUAUUAAGGUGUAAUUGACAAAGUAGUCCUGUGUAUCAUUUUUUACAAAUUGAAGUGUAAUCGACAUAGAUCACUGUGUUAGUUUCAGGUAUACGCAUAAUGAUUUGAUGUUUGUGUAUAUGAAGAGAUGGUCACCACAAUACGUCUAGCUAACAUCUGUCACCAUAUGUAGUUACACCUUUUUUUCUCUUGUGUAUUUUUAUCUUAUGUAUUGACAAGUAAUUUUGAGAAUAGGCCAUGGGUUUACUAGGCUGCACAAGGGGCCUAUGACUGAAAACUGGUCAAGAGGCCUGCCUGUAGACAGGAAAAGUAUGGCUCAGGAUGAAGUUGGGUCUGGCACGGAGGGCUCUCAAGAGGGACCUUAAGGGGCAUGUGGCUUAUCUAGGCAAUUUCCAAGUAGCACAAAGGACAGAAGAGACAGCAGGGUCUUGGGGCUCCCCCCUUUAUUGGCAGAGGAGGAGUAGGUGAGAGGUGCCCCAGGAUGCAGGGCAGCAGGGCCAGGGGUGAGGCUAGGACAUCCAGGGAAGCUCUGGUCUGGGACUCAGGCCCCCCGCCCCCACAGUCAUACCCAAGAGUGGAGAGCCAAGGGGCCUCACACAGCAGGGCAGAGCCCCCCUUCUCAGGAGGCCCAGCUGGGAGGCUGCAGUUCUCUCCAGGGGGUCCCUUGUUCCACUGGGUCCUUUUGGUGUCAGAGAUCCUCCCCCACCCUGCCUUUUCCAGGCUGAAGUACUUGGCCAGCCCCCUUGGGAUCCAAGUCCCAGAGUGCCUGGUAUGUCGCCCCCAUCCCUGGCCCUCUUCCAGGUAGUCCUGAAAGUACCACUCUUCUUCCAUUGCCUUCAUACUGGCCUGGGGGCAUGCUGGGAUAUGCUGGGUCCUCUGUUUCACAGUGGAGGAAACAGAGAGGUUUAGACACCUACCCCACAUCUCUGAGGCUGACCCACUCCCCGAAUCAUCUGAGCCCCGAAGGAGGUGGGACUGUGACCUACAGAUGGACCCCUGGGCUCAGAGACCCACCCCCCUAGUCUCAGGUCAGUCCAGAUACCUGAAUAACUCAAGUCACUCAUGAGACCAGGCUGCAUUUGAGGGUCCCUGGAAGCAGCCAGUGAAGGUGAGAAAAGGAGAAAGAAGGGAAGGAGUGUGUUCUGCUGUCCAGUGGGCUUGCACCAUAAUCCCCUCCUAGCAGUCUGUUGGGGGUACUCAAUGACGUCAUGAAGAUCAAGACCCCGGCCCAGGAUGCAAUGACCUCUGGAAGAUAAUAGCCUGACCCUCCAGCCCUGGAAAACACAGACAUAGAGUGGGCCCUCCUUCCCUUUCUGUCCUGCCCCAGGGCCCAGGAGUUGAAGUCCACCCUAACCUGCUCCAGAGCAGCUCAAGUAGUGAGAAGGGCAUGUGGUGGGGUGGACUGUGCUGUCCUUAAAGCAGUUAUCAGCCCCAAAGAUUCGCUUUUUUUGGCCUCCAUGAAAACUCUAUUUGCUCAAUACGGUGCCUCACACAGACCUGGGAAGAAGCCCAUCGGCUUUGCUGACCUUCACUGAGGGGCAAGCAACUGAUACCCUGGAACCUCCCAGAGCUGUAGGUGGUUUAAAAGAGGAUGCCUAUUAAUCAGAACGAUUUUCUGUUGCUGAAGUUUCAGGCAGCCUAAGUAAAGCAAACCAAACUGAGGCAGGCAGAGACAAACUGGGUUUUCUUUAGAGGAAGGGGCAAGGGUGAUAACUGGGCCAGUUCUCCCUACCUGGUGUCUCCAGGAAGAUGAAUUGGGGAAAGGAAACCAGUAUCCCCUGCCCCGUGUUUCUGGAUAUCUCCCAGCCCGGGGAAGGGGUGAGAUUAUGUGGCUGGAAGGAAAGGUCUCUGAGCAUCUCCCAGCAGCUCCAGCCGUCAGGAAGGUAAGAGAAAACAUGAUGGAGGCGCUGUCGGAAAGAAAGGGCUGGGUAGCAGAGCAGAGCUGGAAAAGUGAUUAGUAGCUCUGUGAUGAGGCUGAAAUCAGCCCCAGCGGCCCCGGGGUAGCUCAGGAGAGAAAAAGAGCUGUCAUUCAUGGAAGGCAGACCUGAGAAGCUCCCCCAAAGGCAGCCAGAACCCAGGGGGUACAGGGUGGUCCCCAAGCCCUGGGGACAGAUGCCCUUCAUGGAGCUGGGAGUAGGACUGAGUCUGCUACUCAGAUAAAGCACUGGCUGCCCGUGUCCCUGGUCCUGCACCCCAGGACCUUCUGCAGGAGUGAGGCAAGCCCGGGAGCCAUGCCCAACCUUCUAGGGGAGUAGAUGGGCUGUUUGAUCAGUGAGUGUGUAAAUUGGGAUUUUAUGGAUCGCUUAUUCACUGCUGGAGCUGGGGCCCCCAAAUUCCUCUGUGCCCCAGAAUGCUUAAUUUAGUCCUGAGCUUUCCCCUGGGAGAGGACGGAGGACAGCUCCCCACAGGCCCCCUCCCCUCCUGCUGUGUCUCCUCCCAAGGCCCCAGGCUUUGUCAUUGCAGGUUGAGCGGUUCAAAUGUGCUAAUACACUCCCUGGGGGUCACUGGACAGUGGGACUUACCCUUCAGUGCUGUGAUUGGCCAGAGAGACCAUGGGAGGGAGGUUCAUGGCAGCAGCUGGGAGUGUGUGUGUGUGUGUGUGUGUGUGUGUGCAUGCACUCACACAUGCUUGCUGUGCGCCUGUUUGAGGGGAGGGGUUUGGGGGGUGUCCGUCCUGCUCAGACCACUGGGCAGAGACAAAGGAUCUUCAUCUAACCUGCAAUGAGGAUUAAGUCCAGAACAAGCCACAUGCCUACCUGGUCAAGCUGGUUAGGGAGCCCACCUGUCUGUCUGCAUCCUCUUAUUACAUCUUGACGUGGUGGGACUUACUCAGUGUACACUGAAUGGAUGGAUGGAUGAGUGACCACAAGAUGGACUGCGUUUUUAACUGGGGUUGUGUGUGCUCGAAUGAUUCAGCAUCUACAGAUUCCUAAAUCUGCCCCUAGGAUUCCUAAGUAUCUCCCCUUCCUCUCACUGCUGACACAAGGCCGGACCUGAAGGACUGACCAGGCCUCGGGGGACACAGCUGUGACCCCCAGACUCUGUUGCCACUGGAGAGUGCUUUUGCCGUGGUCAGCUUUUCCCCUGCCGGCCCCCAUCUGUCCAUGGCAUUUGUGAUGAGGAUGAGGAUGGUAGGGGAGGGGGGACCGGUGUCGAGCAGUUGAUGGGGGAGGGAAGGAGGCACAGCCCGAAGGGCUGGAUGACAAACUGCCCUGUCCUACUGUCCUCUCCUCCUCUCCAGCCUGCCCCUCCUCUCCUGAUGGCAGGCGGGACAGGCUAAGCUGGCGGGAAAUGCUUGGUCUAGUUAGUUUUCUGCCCUUCCUCCCUGGCUCCUGGGGAAGCUGGAGUCCUGAGCAACAGAAUCCCAAGUCCUAGGGAUGUCUUACCUGGAGACCCUAAGAAAUGAGAGUUCAAGAGAAGCCGGAGGAGGCUCCAGCUAUAGCGUGAAGCACCCCAGCUGCAGAACCGAUCCUGGCUGAGAUGAAAGCAGUGCUGUCCUGAGGAACUUUCUGCAGUGGUGGGGACGCUCGUGGGUACCACCACUCCAUGUGACUACUCUGUCGAAGAUGCACUGGACACCGGAACACGCCCAGCCCCUCAACCAGUGGCCAGAGCAGCACCUGGACGUCUCCUCCACCACCCCGUCGCCGGCCCACAAGUUGGAGUUGCCCCCUGGGGGUCGCCAGCGCUGCCACUAUGCUUGGGCACACGACGACAUCUCUGCCCUCACUGCCUCCAACCUUCUCAAACGCUACGCCGAGAAGUACUCGGGGGUCCUGGACUCGCCCUACGAGCGCCCCACCCUGGGCGGCUACGGCGACGCCGCCUUCCUCAACGGCGCCAAGGGGGACCCCGAACCCUGGCCGGGGCCAGAGACUCCUUAUCCCUUGGCCUCGCUCCACGAGGGCCUCCCGGGAACCAAGUCGGGCAGUGGGGGCGGCUCCGGGGGUCUCGGCGGUUCCCCGGUUUUAGCCGGAAACCUGCCUGAACCCCUCUACACCGGCAACGCGUGCGGGGGCCCGUCGGCGGCGCCGGAGUACGCGGCGGGCUACGGCGGGGGGUACCUGGCGCCGGGUUACUGCGCGCAGACAGGCGCCGCGCUGCCCCCGCCGCCCCCGGCCGCGCUCCUGCAGCCCCCGCCCCCGCCGGGCUACGGCCCCUCUGGGUCUUUGUACAACUACCCCGCGGGGGGCUACGCCGCGCAGCCGGGUUACGGGGCCCUCCCGCCGCCGCCCGCUCCGCCCCCGGCCCCCUACCUGACCUCUGGUCUGGCGGCGCCCACGCCCCUGCCCACGCCCGCCCCACCCCGGCCGUCACCCGCCUCCUACGGUUUCCAGGGGGUAGCGGAGGCCGGGGUGUCGCUGAAGCGCAAGGCUACAGACGAAGGAGCCGAAGGCCGCUACCGCAAGUACGCCUUCGAGCCCGCCAAAGCCCCGGCGACCGACGGCGCCUCCUACCCCGCCGCGGACAACGGCGAGUGUCGGGGCAAUGGGUUCCGGGCAAAGCCGCCAGGAGCGGCGGAGGAGGCGUCAGGGAAGUACGCUGGUGGCGUUCCCCUCAAAGUCCUGGGCUCCCCCAUCUACGGCCCGCAACUUGAGCCCUUUGAGAAGUUCCCGGAGCGGGCCCCGGCGCCGGCUCCCCGCGGGGGCUUCGCGGUGCCGUCCGGAGAGCCUCCUAAAGGUGUGGACCAGGGGGCUCUGGAGCUGGCGACCAGCAAGAUGGUGGACUGCGGACCGCCGGUGCAGUGGGCGGACGUGGCGGGCCAGGGCGCGCUCAAGGCGGCACUGGAGGAGGAGCUGGUGUGGCCCCUGCUGAGGCCGCCCGCUUACCCCGGCAGCCCGCGCCCGCCGCGGAGCGUGCUGCUCUUCGGACCGCGGGGCGCUGGCAAAGCGCUGCUGGGCCGCUGCCUGGCGACGCAACUGGGCGCCACCCUACUGCGCCUGCGCGGAGGCACGCUGGUCGCGCCGGGCGCUGCCGAAGGCGCGCGCCUCCUUCAGGCCGCCUUUGCGGCUGCGCGCUGCCGCCCGCCCGCGGUGCUCCUCAUCAGCGAGCUGGACGCGCUGCUGUCCGCCCGGGACGACAGCACGGCCGCCGCAGGCGCACUGCAGGCGCCGCUCCUGGCCUGCCUGGACGGCGGCUGCGGUGCGGGAGCCGACGGCGUGCUGGUCGUGGGCACCACUUCACGGCCCGCGGCCCUGGACGAGGCGACCCGCCGGCGCUUCGCUCUCCGCUUCUACGUGACGCUGCCCGACGGCCCGGCCCGCGGGCAGAUCCUGCAGCGGGCGCUGGCCCAGCAGGGCUGCGCGCUGAGCGAGCGGGAACUGGCCGCCUUGGUGCAGGGCACCCAGGGCUUCUCUGGGGGCGAGCUGGGGCAGCUGUGCCAGCAGGCGGCGGCCGGGGCGGGCCUCCCGGGUUUGCAGCGCCCCAUCUCCUAUAAGGACGUGGAGGCAGCGCUGGCCAAGGUGGGCCCUAGGGCCUCACCCAAGGACCUGGACUCGUUCGUGGAGUGGGACAAAAUGUACGGUUUCGGACACUGAUGGCGCACCAGGAGGCCCAGAGAGCUGCCGCCCACUCCCUGCCCUUCUGUCUGCGAAGGGUCUUCUUUAACCCCACCGGGCUGGGGCGUGCCGGAGUGAGGGGUGUGGGGUGGGCGAGCGGAGGGGGCUGCCGGUGGAUUUUUUUUUUUUUUUUCCGUGGAAAGGAAAAUGCUUGUGCUAGGCAGAGAGAUGCCAUAUGCGCUGUGUACUCAGGUUUUUUCCUAUUUAUUGUGGACGGGAAGCUCGCCAUCUCUGCCCCGCGGAAGACUGGCCCCGGGGCCUAAGGAACUCCUGCUCUCUCGCCACAAUCCUUUUGUCUCCUCGCUGUCUGAAUUGCUCCCUCCCCCUUCUCCACUUCUCCCUUUCUCUGCUUCUGGUGGUUUUCUUUCUCCGUUGCUUUGUCACUGACCAUACACCCUUCUCUCGCUUCCCCCCUCCGGCCGGGUUUCCCUUUUGCUCCUCCCCACCCUGUCUCUCCGUCUAUCACCUUCAGUGCUUCUGUUUCUGUCCCUUGCUCUCCAUCCUCUCUGUGUCUUGGUCCCUGUCCCUGCCUUCUGUCCCUCACAUUCAAAGACUGCAGUGUCCCUUUGCGGAAGAUCUGGAGGUUAAGGGGCUGAGGAGGAGGGGGUUCCCUUCACCCCUUAUCCCUCAUCCAGCUGAAACCUUAGGUCUGUGGGAGUCAAGCAAAAAAGAAAAACACCCAAAGAAGGGGGUUUUGUUGUUGUUGUUUUUGAGGAGGAAAAUUCCAGAAAUGUAGCUUGUUUAAUAUUUUAGGCCUCUUAUUUUUGUAAGAUGUGUAGACUUUGCUGUUUUUCUUUUGACGACUCAGGAAGAAACUGACCUCAGAAAGAAUGUUAGAUUUUGGCUGCUUUCCUGUGUGUGUUCCCCCCACCCCCAGCCCUUCAACCCCUUAAUCCCCAGGGAAGCAGGUUCUCUCAGAAGACUCAGAAAGUGAGACCUGAGGGGAAGGGGAGAGGAAGACAGAGAGGCCACACUCCAACCCCUGCGCUUCUUGGGAUAGAAGCAGAAUGUAUUGUAGGGGCCUCCCCCUCAGGGCCAAGGUUGUAGGCAGAGGUGAUGAGGACUGCGUUGUGGCAUUUGGAAGGAGGUAGGUCUUGCUCCCUUCCUGCAGGCCCCACCCCUCAGCUGAGUGGGGUGUUUUGUGUGGAGGGUUGGUUACCCAGAGUUGGGAUGCCCUUGCCCACUGCCUGCCCCAGACCUAGCAGGUAGGCUGAGAGGGCCCAAAUGGGAAGAUGACCCAGGUGGAAAGUCCCCAGAGAGGUCCUCCCACCUGGUCCCUGUCUAGGCAGAGGUCUCCUGUAACUUAUGCUAAGAUUUCUUCUGGAGGGAAGGUAGUCUGGCCACAGGUCUGAUUGGGCACAGAGUUCAUUACAGACUCAGCCUCCAUGGUCUGCUGGGAGGCUCUGAGGAGGGGUGAGUGAGUGUCCGUCCAUUGCAGGAGAAGGUUCUGAGGGGACUCUUACCUCUCCUGUUCUCUUAGGGUCCUAGGUCUAGAGCUCCAGGGGCUAUGAGAGGGUGAAGGAGAUGGGCAGCUGUGUUCCUCUGAAUAAACAUUGGACUUUUAUUCUCAGUCCCAAACUCUCCACCGGAAGCCCAGGCUUAGGCACCCUUCCUUGUGAGAACUGUAUUCUUCUUCCCACCAACUUUCCUGUGAUGGGGCUUUGGGGAGCCCAUUUCACAACUCUGACCUUGGUCCAGAGGUGGGGGACAAGCCACCACCCCACUUCUCUCUCCCACCACCUUGACAGCUCCUGCAGUCUCUCCCACCUCCCACUCCCAGCUGGAAGGAAGUCCAAGGGGAUGUUUCAGGUGCCAAGGUGCUGAGGGUCUGUGCUGGCUGGCCUAGGAGUGCUAACAGGAAAGCUGCUCUGUUCUCUCUUCUCCCUCCCUGCCUUGGUCCCUGCCCUUCCUUCUGCUCCUCGGAGCUGGCUGACUGAAGGUCUCAGAAGCAGGGGUGCAGGGUCUCCGCUGUGAAAAGCCCGUGGGGGGAGCAGGGAGUGAGCAGGUUCUCUCAGGUGUGUGUAUGUAUAAGGGGGGUGGGUGGGUGGAGGGCAUUGGGGAGGGGGUUUGGGAUCUCAGCCAUCCCUUCAAGAGGCAGACAGCUCUGGGGGUUGGGGGGAAGAGCUCACUGACCGAGACCCAGGGCCCCCACCGCCUCCUCUACUGGCCUUGGGGAGCUUUGCACAAGGAGACAGCCCCUAGUCUACUAGCACCUACCUCUUGGGCACUGGGGCGAGUGGGAGAAGAGCAGGUCCAGCUCUGGCAAUGUUGUGGGGGGGGGGCAUACCAAAGAAUCCAGGGGCAGGGAUGGGGGGAGGGCAGGCUGGCUCUCUUCUUCCUUUACCCACGUUGGGGUUGGGGUCCUCCCCUCCAGCUGUAACCAUUUCUACCUCAUUUUGAUGCGUGUUGUACAUGGAUGUAUUUAUCUCCUGUCUGAUGACGCUCUGCAGUUCGGUCUGUCUACCUCAGAAGAGACUGUAUUUUAAAAGAAAGUAUGACACAGUAUUAAAGCGAUGACACGUG
Molecule: messenger RNA, 11193 nt
Organism: Cervus elaphus (red deer)
Lineage: Eukaryota; Metazoa; Chordata; Mammalia; Artiodactyla; Cervidae
Gene: FIGNL2
Product: fidgetin like 2
Exons: 2
Coding region: 6679-8649 (656 amino acids)
Molecular function (GO): ATP binding; microtubule severing ATPase activity; ATP hydrolysis activity
Source: RefSeq, a predicted model, not a curated record